This is a messenger RNA of Rotaria sp. Silwood2, 369 nucleotides long. The record is from the annotation of a GenBank genome assembly. Lineage: Eukaryota; Metazoa; Rotifera; Eurotatoria; Philodinida; Philodinidae.
AUGGGUACAACUAUGAAUAAACUGAUUAGAUCAUUAUCAUCUGCUGCAUUUGAAUCAGAUGAUGAACAAGUUGAUGAUAUUCAAUCAAUUGACAUAUCAUCAAUAUCAAUAUCAAGUUCAAUAUUAAUGAAAAAUCCACUGAGUCGAAUUGGAGAAUAUAACGAUUCAGAUUUAAAUAUAGGUAUUAUUGGUGAACAAAUUAUUUAUGAAUAUUUGUCAAAGAAAUAUCAUUAUCAAUCAGAUUCAGUUUCUAUUAAAUGGGAAAAUCGACAUGGAGAAUCUCAUUUGCCAUAUGAUAUUUUAUUAACUAAACAUGGAAAAAAGCAUUAUAUUGAAGUGAAAUUAACUCGAACAUAUAAUCAACAUUGA